This is a messenger RNA of Athalia rosae (coleseed sawfly), 938 nucleotides long. RefSeq names its product RING-box protein 2 (gene Roc2). Bases 267 to 602 code for a protein of 111 amino acids. The record is from RefSeq and is a predicted model, not a curated record. Gene Ontology annotation, cellular component: nucleus; Cul5-RING ubiquitin ligase complex. Gene Ontology annotation, biological process: protein ubiquitination; ubiquitin-dependent protein catabolic process. Lineage: Eukaryota; Metazoa; Arthropoda; Insecta; Hymenoptera; Athaliidae. The transcript is spliced from 3 exons. Gene Ontology annotation, molecular function: cullin family protein binding; zinc ion binding; ubiquitin protein ligase activity.
UACUCAGGAGAUUAUUCAAGCGGAUUGGAGGUAACAACAUUGUCGAGUUGAGUAAUUUGUUUACAAUAUAGGUGACAAAGACAGUUUUCUUAUCAUUAUUUGAAAUCCGUUGUUAUCAUCUGAGACUCUGGUUCAAUCACUGGAGUUGAUUGCAGUGGGUUCAAUGCUGUCUCCUCAGAGUGCAAAAGUAUCGCUGAACAACGGCCAGAAGAGACAACGACGAAAAUAAAGUGCCGAGAAUUUGGUUUGCAAAGGUUGGAAACAGAAUGGCUGAUAGUGAACAAGAUAACCUGGAUCGUGGGGACGGCGAUGGAUUGAAGACAGAUAACUUUUUUACAUUGAAAAAAUGGAACGCUGUCGCUAUGUGGAGCUGGGAUGUCGAAUGUGACACCUGCGCUAUAUGUCGAGUCCAAGUCAUGGACGCCUGUCUCCGCUGCCAAGCCGAGAGCAAGAAAGACUUUUACGGAAAACAGGACUGCGUCGUUGUGUGGGGAGAGUGCAAUCAUUCCUUUCAUUAUUGCUGCAUGUCACUUUGGGUCAAGCAGAACAACAGAUGUCCCCUCUGCCAGCAGGAGUGGUCGAUUCAACGCAUGGGGAAAUAAAAAUAUCGCCCGAAAUCAACGGAUCAUUUUUUAAUUGGUUUUCUGUAAUUAUUCUUCAUUGACGUUUUCAUUUUUCUUCAAUUUUCUUUCUUUUUUUUAUACACACGUACAAUAUCUCCUCGGUCGAUUAUCUCUCUCUCUCUCUCUCUCUCUCUUUCCGUUGUUGGUCGCCUCGUACAUUAUAAUACCCGGUAACCCGCCAAUAAAUAUCGAACAACAACGGGAGCUAUCUAAUUGUACGUAAACAAUUUUCCGAUCCGCUCUCUUUAUAUUGUAAACCUCGACCGUGUAUUAUCCGGACACGCUGAUUAUACACGAGGAAAUGAAAGAUGGGAA